UCCUCGAGUUAUACUUAUCGAACAUACUGGUAAAUUGGUUGGUCUCAUUACAGUAAAAGAUGUAUUGAAAUAUAUUGCAAGAAGAGAAGCUGAAGAAGAAAGUAUUAGAAUUUACAAUGCUUCUAGUUUAAUAGAAUUAACAAACAACAAUAAUAAUGAUUCACCUGAAGAAAAUAGAAAUUUGAGAUCACCGAUGAAUAAAAAACGAGGUUCAGUCUCGUUUUUAGAGUUGGGGAAAAGUAGAGAUAGUGAUUUAUAA
This is a messenger RNA of Dentiscutata erythropus, 259 nucleotides long. The record is from the annotation of a GenBank genome assembly. NCBI's taxonomy places the organism in Eukaryota, Fungi, Glomeromycota, Glomeromycetes, Diversisporales, Gigasporaceae.